GCGGAAAAGUAUAUAAAAAUUCAUUUAAAUCGUUGUGUGCGUGUGCGUGUUUUUUUCUUAACUGAAACAACACUAUAUUGUAAAUUGCAUUAAUUUAAAUAAUGUUAAGAAUAAUUAAAUAGGCAUGUGUACGCUGCAAAAUGGGACGUCGCGUUAAAUUAAGGAACAAAAUUGGUAGACCAAUGAAAAAAUAAAAGUAAUAAAAAGGCAAAGUAGAAGAAAAAAAGAAGGCAUACAGGCACACAUACAUCCGCACGCUCGACGUCGCCGUUGCGAAGGAAUAUAUGUAUCUACAUAUGUUGUAUAUGUAUGCGUGUUGUACACAUAAAUGUGGUGCUGUGUGCGGUUGUGUGUGUACGUUUGUAUCGGGCAGCAGCAGCACCAACAGAAACGCCAGUAGCAAAAGCUAGACACGGCAUUCGCGAGGGGGACACCGGGCGCCGACAGCAACUUUUAAGAUUAGGGAAAAAUACAGCAUAAAAAUGAAAUGCCUCAUCCGCGUCCUCAACAAACACAACGGCGGCGACAACGACUCCGACUCAUUCAGCAGAGCCGUCCUAGACGCACACUUUAAUCCAAUGGAAUCAAAUGUAUCGUUUUGAGUAGAAAUGCGCUGUUAUUAGCCAAAAUAAAUAAACCAGAUCGAAAUCAAAGUACGAUUUGUUCUACGGCUGCCUAUUGCGUUAUUGGGAUAGAAGAACAACAGCAACAACAGCGACCUAAACUCGAAAUAAUCAAGCCCUGAACGACUUGUAUGCAUGUAUGUAUUGGUUUUGUGUAUGCAUGUCUUCUCUGUCUCUGCUGGACGACGUCGACAAAGCACCGCCAAGAACAACAGUCGAGGAACAAGGAGACAAGCGCGCAAGGAUUAGUGAAUAUUUUACUUAAGACUGCACCUCAGAAUGGUCGUCGGUUCGAAUCAUACGCGACGCAGUGAAACUGGCAGCAGAUUUACAAGCGGAGGCAACAAUAGCGCGCCCAGCAAUAUAAAUAAUAGCGAUAGCAGUAUCAACACCACCAGCGCAACGUCUUCAAUAACAGUAUCCUCCUCAACGGUAACGGGAGGAGGGACAGCUAUACCCGCAACAGCGGCGACGGUUUCGUCGUCAAUGUCGCAUAAAACAUCAAGUACCGCCUCCAAUGCAUCAGCAAACAAUGCUACGCACGCUCCACAUCAGCAACAGCAACACCACCACCAUCAUCAUCCGACGAACCACCAGCCUCAUCAGCAUUGCGUGUCGUCCUCGUCAGCAACAGGAACAACUGCCUCCUCAUCAUCAUUAUCAUCGUCAUAUGGCAGCUCUGUUGGUUACAGUGGCAUGCUUAACGGUUGCAACGGCAGCAUUGCCAAUAGCGCCGUCAGUCGUCUCUCCCAAUCGACGGGCAUGUCGCCGCGUGAGCUGUCCGAAAAUGACGAUUUGGCCACAUCGCUAAUAUUGGAUCCCCACCUGGGUUUCCAGACGCACAAAAUGAAUAUACGCUUUCGACCGCUUAAAGUGGACACACAACAGCUGAAGGCCAUUGUGGAUGAGUUUAUACAGACACAGAACUACGAUGUGGCCAUACAGCGCAUUUACGAUGGACCCUGGAUACCGCGUCAUCUUAAGAACAAAAACAAGAUUGCCACAAAGCGGCUGCAUGAUCAUAUCGUGCGCUAUCUACGCGUCUUUGACAAGGAUAGUGGAUUUGCCAUUGAGGCCUGUUAUCGCUAUUCACUUGAAGAACAGCGGGGUGCGAAGAUAAGCUCAACUAAGCGUUGGUCCAAGAACGACAAAAUUGAAUGUCUGGUUGGCUGCAUUGCCGAGCUGACUGAGGCCGAGGAGGCGGCACUGUUGCAUUCCGGAAAAAACGAUUUCUCCGUCAUGUACAGCUGUCGCAAGAACUGCGCCCAACUGUGGCUUGGACCAGCCGCCUAUAUCAAUCACGAUUGUCGCGCCAAUUGCAAAUUCCUGGCGACAGGUCGUGACACUGCCUGCGUUAAAGUGUUGCGCGACAUCGAGGUGGGUGAGGAGAUCACGUGCUUUUAUGGCGAAGAUUUCUUUGGCGAUAGCAAUCGCUACUGUGAGUGCGAGACCUGUGAGAGACGUGGAACGGGUGCCUUUGCGGGCAAGCACAAUGGUGGCCAUCUGGAUGGAGGUACAGGCCUAAUGUUAGGCCUGAGCUCGGGACUGGGCGUAGGCGCUGGUGUCGUUGGAGCCUGCACUGGUGGUGGCUACCGUCUGCGUGAGACAGACAAUCGCAUUAAUCGCAUGAAGAGUCGUGCCAACAGCACAAACAGCACGUCGAACAGCAACAGCAACACAAAUGAUUCGACAGGUACCACCGACAGCAAUGCCAGUGGGGGUGGUGGUGGAAGUGGAUCGAUUAUCACCACAAACAGCACCAAUAACAAAGGUCAGAAGGAUCAUCUGCAAAUGGCAGGUGCCAGUAUUGCAGUUGCUGCAGUGGCGCUCAUGGAUAAAAAACCGCCCAACGUUGUGGUCUCGCCACUAACCAUGAAGGAGUUGCGUCAGAAGGGCAUGACAAAAUACGAUGCUGAAAUGAUCAUGGCCAAUGCAGCGUAUCAGCAACAGCAGCAGUUUCAUCAUCACCAUCAUCACCACCACCAUCAGCAGCAUCAUGCGAGCACUGGUGCCGAUGCCACCGCAGCAGUGGCCACUGCAACGGCUAUGCAAAAACCACCGCCUAAUGCUACCGAGGUCAAUGGUAGGGCGAGCACAUUGCGAAAAUCCAUGCGUGUAAAUAGCACGAGCAGCACCAUCUCUACUGCAUCCACGGACGAGGUAUCAUACAAUGGUGCCAGUGUCAAAGCCGCAGUGGCAGUAACACCAGCGCCCGUAGUGGCCAAAUCAGCGGUGGUCCUGGUGCCACGUUGCAAACCAGCGGCAGUCGCUGCUGCACUGCAUCAUCAGCAUCAGAAGCACUUGCGACGCAGCGAACGAAAGACAUCCAGUCAAAAGGACAAAAGCAGUGGCAGCACAAGCAGCAACAGCAGCGUCUGUGGUGAAGGUGGUGGCGGUGGCAAUGGCAUUAGCAGCAGUAACAGCAGCAAUGCAUCCAGCGGCUAUAGCCUCAAUAACGGCAAUGAAAUCGCGGACCUGUCCAAGCUCCGUAACAAAUAUAUGUCGGAUAGUGAGGGCAGUGAUGCAGAGCAGGCCAACAAAUCGUAUUUGUGCAAUGCAAGCACUGUCACUGUAGCACCACCCGCACCAUCAAGUGAUGACCAGCAGCCGCAACAGCCCCCGGAGAAACGUAUAACGCGUAAUAGCGCAGUGCGCUUACAGCUUCAGCAGCAGCAGAAGCAACAACAUCAGAAUGAUGUGACAACAACUACAACUGCCCAUAAUAACAACAGCAACUGUAACAAUAGCAGCAACAGCAAAGCAACGAUUACAAAUUGUAAUAAUAAUAAUAGUAAUAAUAGCAGUAGGCAUAAUCUUAGUGGUAGAUUUAGUGGUAAGCUGAAUGCUGCCAAGCUGAAGACGUGCGGUGAGGUGGUAACAACGACGGUAGAGGCGAUAGAGAUGGCGAUGCCAGCAACAAGCACACCCAACCCUGAGCCAUCAAUCUGUUCGCCCACACCCUCGUUUACAUGCUCAUCCACGUCCUCGGUGGCAACAGCGACGCUAGGGGAUGCUCUCGACAACCUUCAACAACAACAACCACAGCAGACGCAGGACGAACAACAACAACGGGCACAGACACACGUACAGGAGACAGUAGCGGGGGUCGGAGGCUUUAAAAUAGGCAGUACAAGUGGCAGCGGCAGUCCGGCAUACAAAAAGAACCUGAUGGCCAGCUUCGAGCACGCUGGCUGUGGCAGACAACCACCACAUGGGGAGCACACGAAGCAGAAACGCAGUAGACGGGCGGCCGCUUUAAUCGCCGCCGAGCACAUACACAGCGAAGCAAUGGGCGGUGCGGCAGUGCAAAGAAAGCGACAACAGCAGCAACAGACUCAGCAGACAGCGACUACAUCAGUAAGCAGCCAGGUAGAACCAUUGCUGAAAACGCCGGAGCGGCGCUUAAAGCUGACGCUACGCAUGAAACGUUCGCCCAUACUCGAUGAGGUCAUUGAGCUGGGCACCAGUCUUAGCGACGAGGGCCAGCAUGGACUGCACAAUGGCAGUGGCAAUGCAAAUGCGGCCAAUGCAACCAACGCUGAUAGCAAUAAUCUGAACAGCAGCGCUACCAACAGCACCAACAGCAGCGGUGCAGGCAUGGAAACGCCGAUUGAGUAUGAAGUACUGCGCAUGGAAGGUAUUUCCGAACAUGGUAACGAUGAUGAUGACGAUGAUGAUGCCGAUGUUGAUGCUGAUGCUGAGGCUGCUGCAGAUGACGAUGAUGAAGAUGUCGUGGAGGAAGCUGAGGAUGGAGUUGGGAGUGAAACAGAUCGCCAAUAUAUGCACUAUUUGCAACAACAGCAGCAGCAGCAAAGCAGGGAGAGCCAACGGCAAAUGGUGGGGAAUCGAAGGAAGCAGCGACGAAAGCCCAGAAGUAACGAAUUCACUGAAAUAACAUCAAGAACGCGACGCAGUCGACGCACAGCGCUCGAUGUGUCGCCCUCGCCUCCUCCAACAGUGCAGUCGUCGGUUUUAAGCAUCUAUGGAACGCCCCAGAAGAAACGUUUGCGACUAAUAUUUGGCAAUGAGACGCACACUAUAGACAUUCCACCAUCAACAGCCACAACAGCAUCAGCAACAACAACAACUGCCAGUGGCAUUGAUGAGCUCAAUAGCAGCGGCAUCAGUGCCAGCGAUGAGUCCUUUAAUGCCUCCUCAGCAAGCACAACCAGUGGGGGCGGCACUAGCAUGACUGUCAACACCUCAUCGCAGACCACUUCAUCGGCAGCAUCCUCCAUUGACGCCUCACCUUCGGUAGCAGCAGUAUUAGCAGCCACGACAACAACAACAACUACAGAGCCAACAAUACGUAGCGAUGGUGGAGAAGGGGAAGGCAUUAAUACUGCUGCUUGUUCAUCACCCACAUCCCAACCCGCCCAUUUAUCAUCAAAUCCAUCGACGCCAUCGAGCAGCACAUCAUCCAACAGCGGCAAUUCAUUUCAAUCGGCCUGCACUAGUUCCUCGACAGCAUUCUUUGGACGUGCCAAGUCACCACCCACAUCAACAACCGCCUCCUCAGGCAGUUCGUCAUCAUCAUAUCUGUAUAACAGCCAUCAGCAAUAUGUGUGGACCCCGGUCAAUGGCAGCGGUCUGUUAGGCAGCUAUAACGGCAAAUACGGCAGCCAGAUUUUGGAAUAUCAGUCCCCAGGAGCGGCAACACAGUUGAGAAAAUAUGUGCCUCUGAGCACGACUAUAAGCACCGUGCCUGCCAAGCGUAGCCAAGCAGAGAGCAGCAGCAUAAUCACAUCAUCCACUUCCUCAUCGUCGUCGUCCUCAGUGACGACAGCCACUAAUAGCAGUGUUGGAGUUGGAGGCGGUGUUGGCCACGCCUUUCUGCCUCAAGCUCUGACAAUGCCUAAGCAUACAUUUGGAACGUGCGCACUGCUUGCUCCCACAAGCUUCGCCAAUCUCCAGCAAGCGAAGUCAACAGUGACAACAACCACCCAGCAGCAGCAGCCCCAACAAUUCGAUAGUAUGGAACAGCCCCCGACUUCAAUCAAUCAUUACCAGCAACAACAGCUUCAUCACCAUCAUUACAAUCAUCAUCACAAUAACAAAUAACCAACGAACGACUGAUCUCCAUGCAAAUUGUUUGGGCUGCUACUCUUAUGGCCAACAACAACACCACCGUUCGUUGCCCCUGCUGUUGCCUAAUUUAAAAGCCUCCCAGCCCCAGCUGCAGACCACUAUACCAACCAACUAACUAACCAACAUAAACCUUUGCAAACAACCCCAAACAAAAAUAUUAUAAAACUAAUAAUACAACUUUCCUCACACUGCGCAAACAAUCGAAUUUAGUUUGCCACUUCAAUGAAUUGUAUAUAGAAAAAAAAUCCCUCAUUUAGUGAUUAUUUGCACUUCAAUUGUACAUGAUUUCGAAAUUCAAAUGAAUUAAGCCGUACUAUGUUUAGUGGUGAUUCAAGUCCUAAUCCGCAUUAUUUUAAUUCCCAAGUAUAAGGGCAAAUCUGAAUUAUUUUAUUUUUACAUAAAUAUAUAUAUACAUAUAUUUAUAUAUAUUUAUAUAUAUAAUUAUAUAUAUAUACAUU
Messenger RNA from Scaptodrosophila lebanonensis, 6169 nucleotides. RefSeq names its product histone-lysine N-methyltransferase Suv4-20 (gene Hmt4-20). The record is from RefSeq and is a predicted model, not a curated record. Gene Ontology annotation, molecular function: histone H4K20 methyltransferase activity; protein binding. Lineage: Eukaryota; Metazoa; Arthropoda; Insecta; Diptera; Drosophilidae. The transcript has 3 exons. The coding region runs from base 903 to 5684 and encodes 1593 amino acids. Gene Ontology annotation, cellular component: nucleus.